AUUAUUCCUGAACAUUUUCGUGUUCCUCUUUGAAUUUGCAGUCAUGUCUGAUCUCUAGUUGGUGCCUGUAGGCCUUUGGUUGUCGUCAAUCAUGUCUUCGGCACACAAACCAGGCUCGCUGAAGCAGCAGAAUAAGUCUCACAAGACUGGAAAGCAUCGGUCAAAGGGUGCAGUGGAAACAUCUGUGAAAGGACGUGUCAGUGCUAAGAGUUUGGCAAAGAAAGGCAACACAGAGCUAUCCAGACUUCAAAAACGCAAUCAGUUGAAGCAAAUCCGGCGCCUGAAGCGCGAUGCUUUGCUGACAGAGAGGCGAGGCCGUGGUGUCUGUGAUGCACCUCCUCAUGCUGUGCUUGUAGUUCCGUUGGACAGCCGUGUGGAUGGCGGUGAUGUUAUUCGAAGGUUGUGUUCCAGUGACCCGGACACGGUUGCCACUGAACGGCGGCCAUACGUUGCUACUGCUGUAAUUCCACGGCUGAAGAGACGCUUCAGUUUCAUGCACUGUCCACCUGGUAAUCUCUAUGCACUACUGGAUGCAGGCAAGGUUGCCGACACCAUUCUUUUCGUGCUGCAUGCUGACUGCUGUAAGCUGAGCUCCUAUGCGGAGACAUGUCUGAGUUGUUUGAUUGCUCAAGGUGUGCCAGCAUGCACAUUCGCAGUUCAGGGACUGGAUAAUGUUCCUCAGAAGAGGAGGUCCAAAGCUAGAAAGGCUGUGGAGUCACUCGUCUCGCAGCGGUUUCCCAAGGAGAAGCUGAUGAAUAUGGAUACGGAUGCUGAUGCUGCCAAUUUACUUCGUAGCGUUUCCGACCGGAAAGUGCAUCACAUCACCUUCCGUGAUCAGAGACCCGCCUUGCUAGCAGAGGAGGUCAACUAUGUGCCGUCCACUGAUGAUGCGAGUUCAACAAGGGGAUGUCUGCAGGUCAGUGGUUAUGUGAGAGGCAAGACAUUCGACGCCAACCAGCUUGUUCAUCUGGUUGGUUUUGGUGACUACCAGCUGUCGCACAUCGACCUCGUGCCAGACCCGUGCACUGACCGACAAUGGCAAAGACUACAGCGGCAGCACUUACAUCGAAGUCGCGCCAACAGUGUAUCUUCAGAAGUCUCCAUGGAGAUGGAUCCUGGCAUGGCAGAAGAGGAAACUACACGGACCAUACAGAGAGCAGAUCCAGAACAGCAGGUGCCUUUGCUAGCUGAGCAGGCUCCUGUCAGCGAUGAUGAGCUAGAUGAAGAACAGUCAUGGCCGACAGAGGAAGAGAUUGCAAUAGCACAGAGUGAGCGGAAAAAGAAGAGGUCCCUUCCCAAGGGUACAUCGGAUUACCAAGCUGCCUGGAUCAUGGGCGGUGGCGGUGGCGCUGGUGAAGAUGACGACGUCGAUGAUGGCAGUGAUGCAGAUGGAGCACCGGCUGCUGAGUACCCUCCAAGCAGUAUGCCCAUGAUGGAGGGUAGUGAUGAUGAAGGUGGUUGGGAAGACUGCGAUGGAAGCGAUGAUGGCAGUGAUGGGAGUGAGUAUGAAGAAGAUGAUGGCAGCGAGGAUGGUGAUGAGUACGAUACAAACAUGGACUUUGCUGAAGAGGAAGAUCAGCUGAAGCGUAUUCAAGCUCAGCGCGACGAAGAAAUGUACCCAGAUGAAGUGGAUACUCCCCAGAAUAUCCCUGCCAGGAUACACUUUGGAGCGUACCGUGGUCUGGAAAGCUUCCGCAGUUCACCGUGGGAUGCGACAGAAGGUCUUCCAGCAAAUUACCGACGAAUCUUUCAGUUCCAGAACUACGCCGCGCUGAAGAAAACGGCAUUGAAAGAGGAGUCUUCGGAAGGAGCAUUGCCAAGCUGGUAUGUAACACUGCACCUUAUCAACGUACCCAGUGACAUCUCUGCGGGCAUUCAGAAUGACGUUCCCCUUGUCGUGUUUGGCCUCUUGCAACAUGAGCACAAGAUGUCGGUGCUGAACUUUAGCUUGACCAAGCACCCAAGCUGUGCUCUCUCAAUUCAGUCGGAGGAUAACCUCAUCUUCCAUUGCGGAUGGAGGCGCUUCUCGGCAUCGGCCAUCUUCUCUCAGCACACGUCAGGGAAUAAGCACAAGUCUGAACGUUUCUUGCCAAACGGAACAACAGUCGUUGCGUCGGUGUAUGGCCCUAUCUCAUAUGCACCUAUUCCCACGCUGGUCUUCCUAAACGACCCGUCUUCCGGUCAACAUGUUCUUGUUGGCACUGGCUCACUGCUCAAUGUUAACCCGAACCGUCUUGUCAUUCAGAAGGCUGUGGUUAGCGGGCAUCCGUUCAAAAUCAAUCGCCGCGUGGCAACGAUUCGCUACAUGUUUUUUGACCGAGAGGAUAUUCUCUUUUUCAAGGCGGUGGAAUUGUGGUCAAAGCACGGCCGCCGUGGACAUAUCAAAGAACCACUUGGUACCCAUGGACACAUGAAGUGUGUGUUCAAUCGGUCACUGAAGGCACAGGACACAGUCUGCAUGAGCCUCUACAAGCGCAUCUUCCCCAAGUGGACAUUCGACCCUGUCGUCAAGUCGCCUGCACCUGUGCCGGUAACGUUUGAAACCAGCAUGGACGCUGACAUGGAUGACGAUGACAUCUGAUUUGGGAACACGCCCGAAAAGGAAUCAAAUUGUAAUAAAGUACUAAAAGAUCAAAUGUGAGAUCAUUCCCAGCAAACAUAGUGAAGAUACUGCUGUGUGAAAGCAGUGACAGCAGCGAAAGCUUGCUGUUAAUUAACAAUGAGGAAGAAAAAUUUGAAAAUUGUGCAACAUGGAAUGCCUUUGCUGGAUAUUCUGUAGAUAUUACUAGAUAAAGUAGGCGUACUCUCAGAAUUCUUCACUUUCUUUUAUAAAACGUUUCAUAUCAAGAAUGUCCGCGGACACACAAUCUGAUGCUGGCAAACUGCUGCGUUGAUUUAAUACAGUGUGUUAUCAGAAACCCUUCAGUAAUCUCGA
Molecule: messenger RNA, 2935 nt
Organism: Sycon ciliatum
Lineage: Eukaryota; Metazoa; Porifera; Calcarea; Leucosolenida; Sycettidae
Product: pre-rRNA-processing protein TSR1 homolog
Exons: 27
Coding region: 92-2581 (829 amino acids)
Biological process (GO): ribosome biogenesis; maturation of SSU-rRNA from tricistronic rRNA transcript (SSU-rRNA, 5.8S rRNA, LSU-rRNA); endonucleolytic cleavage of tricistronic rRNA transcript (SSU-rRNA, 5.8S rRNA, LSU-rRNA)
Cellular component (GO): preribosome, small subunit precursor; nucleus
Molecular function (GO): GTPase activity; U3 snoRNA binding; GTP binding
Source: RefSeq, a predicted model, not a curated record